Vigna unguiculata (cowpea) is the source of this 627-nucleotide messenger RNA. Its product is annotated as phosphoserine aminotransferase 1, chloroplastic pseudogene. The record is from RefSeq and is a predicted model, not a curated record. NCBI's taxonomy places the organism in Eukaryota, Viridiplantae, Streptophyta, Magnoliopsida, Fabales, Fabaceae.
AUGGCUCCUGAAAAUCUCCAACUUGAAAUCCUUCCCUUUAAUCAAUGUCUCAAUCACACCGCUCUCUUCCAGAACCGCACCACCCCUUUCCGCCUCUCUUCCCCUCGCCCCACCUUCUUCAAACCCACAUCAAUCAAAUGCGCCACCCAACUCCACACCCAACCCCCACCCCUCACCCACGCCCAAGAUCGCGUCUUCAACUUCGUCGCCGGCACCGCCACCCUCCUGGAAAAGGUUCUCCUUCGUGCCCAAUCCGAGCUCUACAAUUGGGGCGGAUCCGGCAUGAGCGUCAUGGAAAUGAGCCACCGCGGCAAGGAGUUUCUCUCCAUAAUCCAAAAGGCCGAAUCGGAUCUCCGCACCCUCCUCCAGAUCCCGCCAGAGUAUUCUGUCCUCUUCCUCCAGGGCGGCGCCACAACCCAGUUCGCCGUCGUGCUGCUCAAUCUCUGCUCCCCUGACGACGUCGUCGACUUCAUCGUCACGGGCUCCUCGGGCGACAAGGCCGCCAAGGAGGCGCAGAAGUACUGCAAACCCAACGUGAUCUGGUUUGGGAAAUCCGAAAAGUACACAAAGGUAACCAUAGACCCCCUUUUGGCACCGGGUCUGCUUGGAGCAAGGCCAAACAGCUAA